AUGAAAUUCACCGCCGCCACCUCUCUCGUCCUCCUCGCCGCCGCUGGCUCCGUCGCUGCCGACUCCAUCCUCGGUGAGCUCGGCCAGCUCGGCAACACCAUCAGGAACAAGGGUCAGGAGAUCGCUGCCUGUGCCAAGGCCAGCUCCCAGCUCUCGUGCCAGGCCAAGUACGACAUCCCUGCCAGCUCUUCUGCCAACUGCUGCUUCAACGGUGCCCUCGUCAAGGGUGGCAAGCAAAGCGGUCUUAUUCUCAGCACCCAAUUCUGGACCACCAAUGCUAAGGACACCGACAACAACGGUCCCAAGGACUCCACAACCAUCCACGGUCUCUGGCCCGACUACUGCGAUGGAACCUACCCUCAGUUCUGCUCCAACGUCAGUGGUAUCCCCGAGUACACCGGCGAGCAAAUUGAAGCUGUCAUGCAGAAGUACGAUCCUGCUCUCUUUGCAUAUUACCAGAAGUACUUCAAAGACCUCGACGGUGACACCACCGACUUCCUCGCUCACGAAUACAACAAGCACGGGACUUGCUUCACCACCAUGCGUCCCAAGUGCCAGCCCACCCUUCCUUGGAUCAGCCAGGAAGACUUUGCUGUGCUCAACUACUUCCGUCAGAUCGCACACAAGUUCCAGAAGCACCCCGCUUACAACUACCUCGCGGCUGCUGGUAUCCUUCCGUCCGCCACUCAGAACUACACUCUGGCUGAAAUUCAGUCGACUUUGAAGCAGGCUCAUGGUGCUACCCCUUAUGUAGGCUGCAAUAAGAAGGGCGAGAUCAGCGAGUUCUGGUUCUUCUGGCAUACCCGCGGGACAGUUAACUUUGGUCAGUAUGCACCUGUCGAGUCAACUACCAAGUCAUCUUGCCCUGCUAGCCUUAGGUACCUUCCAAAGCCUUGA
Messenger RNA from Ustilago hordei, 897 nucleotides. RefSeq lists its product as uncharacterized. Gene Ontology annotation, cellular component: extracellular region. Gene Ontology annotation, biological process: RNA catabolic process. Bases 1 to 897 code for a protein of 298 amino acids. The record is from RefSeq and is a predicted model, not a curated record. The transcript has a single exon. NCBI's taxonomy places the organism in Eukaryota, Fungi, Basidiomycota, Ustilaginomycetes, Ustilaginales, Ustilaginaceae. Gene Ontology annotation, molecular function: RNA binding; ribonuclease T2 activity.